This is a messenger RNA of Bombina bombina (fire-bellied toad), 17347 nucleotides long. Its product is annotated as muscleblind-like protein 2. Bases 906 to 1976 code for a protein of 356 amino acids. The transcript has 7 exons. Lineage: Eukaryota; Metazoa; Chordata; Amphibia; Anura; Bombinatoridae. The record is from RefSeq and is a predicted model, not a curated record. Gene Ontology annotation, molecular function: metal ion binding.
CUAGUGAUUUCAAGAGCCAGGCUUUAAAAUGGCGGCAUUCAUUAUACACCCAUGCUAAAACCUCUGCCAGCAGUCUGUCCGUCUUGCUUACUGCUGCUUCUGCUUCUUACAUAUGGCAUUCUGCAGCUGAACGCAGAGUCUGCUGGGAUUUGCUAGAUCAGCAUAAAGCAAAAGGUUGCUGAAACGUGCCUUUCUCGAAGUCAACGCUGCUUGGAUUGCUCUGUAGUGCUGCCUUUCCCAAUUUUUUUCUUUUCUUUUUUUUUCUCUUUUUUAUUUUAAUGUGCCGUUGUUUGCAGGCCAUACCUAAAGCAACUAGUCUAGCCUAUUAACAAUUCUAUCAGCCCCCUUUCGCAUAGUAUAAAGAAAUAAUUAAAUAUAUAUUUUUCAUAAGUACCACAUCUGUGCCCAAUUUUAUUAUUAUUUGAUUCAUUAAAAAAACACCAAACUGAUAUCCUGCCUGUGAGUUCACAAGAAAAUAGAAACUGUUCAUUUGAAACCACAGGAUCCUUUGAAAUAUCUGCUAGUUAUAUCCCGUUUAUUUCGGAACUGGCAAAGAAGUUAACAAAGUUCAACAUUUGCACUUUUUUUGAGAGCUGGCCUCUAUGUAAAUUUAUUUUUAUUCCGAUUUAUCUGAGAUAAGGUCUAUUUUACAAUUGGAUUUUUAUGUUUUCAUCUUGUUUUAAGAAACACAGUCUGACUUUGUAAUAAAAAAACAAACAAAAAAAAACAACUAAAAACCUAAGUGCUGAAAAGUGUUUUUUUUUAUUUUUUACCAAAGCUUCAAGAUAAUUCUUUUAUUAACUUAAACUUGAAUCCAAUCCCCUUUUGUUUCUUUGUUUUGAGAGAACAAAGAUUGUAUUUCAACAAGAAAGUAUUUUCCUAUAUUUUGGGAAUCUGUCUGCAGUAUGGCAGUUAACGUUUCUCUUGUACGUGACACAAAAUGGCUGACCUUGGAAGUAUGCCGAGAGUUCCAGAGAGGCACUUGUUCAAGAUCAGACGCAGAGUGCAAAUUUGCUCACCCGUCUCGGAGUUGCCAUGUGGAGAAUGGACGAGUCAUUGCCUGUUUUGACUCCUUAAAGGGUCGAUGUUCGAGAGAAAACUGUAAAUAUCUACACCCUCCCCCGCACUUAAAAACCCAGCUAGAAAUCAAUGGACGGAACAACCUUAUACAGCAAAAGACAGCCGCCGCAAUGCUCGCACAGCAGAUGCAAUUCAUGCUCCCAGGCGCACAGCUACAGCCAAUCACCACAUUCCCUGUGACUCCAUCGCUUGCAACUAGCCCAUCCAUGGCUUUCAGCCCAUACCUAAGUCAUGUCUCCCCAGGCAUGGGCUUGGUCCCUGCAGAGCUUCUACCAAAUACACCUGUGCUGGUCUCUGGAAACCCUGCUGUUAACGUGCCAGGAGGCUCUGCUGGGCAGAAGCUGGUACGCACAGACAAACUAGAGGUUUGCAGAGAGUUCCAGCGCGGAAACUGUACCCGUGGUGAGAACGACUGUCGUUAUGCUCACCCCAUUGAUCUUGCUAUGAUCGACACGAAUGAGAACACUGUAACAGUCUGCAUGGAUUACAUCAAAGGCCGAUGCUCUAGGGAGAAAUGCAAGUACUUUCACCCCCCUGCGCACCUGCAAGCCAAAAUAAAGGCAGCUCAGCACCAGGUGAACCAAACAGCCGCAGCUGCCAUGGCCCUGCAGCCUGGAGCACUUCAACCCUUACCAAAGAGGCCAGCGCUUGAAAAAAGUAACGGGGCCACCACGGUUUUUAAUCCGAGUGUUUUCCACUAUCAACAAGCUCUAGCCAAUAUGCAGUUACAACAACACACAUUUAUCCCUACAGUAGACCAUGUUGAAAUUCUAAACAGCAGAAUUGUGGAGCACCAGAAUUUGUCUGUGGGAAGCUGCACUUGGCCUUUCUGUAAAUACUCUCUUCUGACAUCGUCUGCCACCGCUACAGUAAGCCUGCUGCAGCCUUCAUGUUAACCAAAAAAAUUCAAAACCAUGGGAAUGUCUGAAAACAGCACUAUGAAAAAAUAAAAUAAAUAUAUAUAUAAAAAAUAAUAAAGGAAAAAAAAACAAUCUCAUAAAACAGUUAUAAAAGUAGGAUACUAUAAUAGACUUUUGUAAUACAUUUACUUUUAAUACAUGUAAUCAUUCUAUGUGUACCAUUCUAAUGGAGUACACACAGUGGACAAAUAGUUUACUGAAUAUUGUUUGAUGGAUUCAUGUUUAAAGUGUUAACUUACUGUUUUGUUUACAUUGUAGUCAAUUCAUUUUUUAUGUGUGCAUCAUUAUCAAGUAUACCCAAGAUGUUUUUUGUUUUUGAUUUUUGUUUUGUUAUCUCAUUGUGCUUAAUAAGUGUUGUUGUUUUUUUUGUAAUAUUUGUGGUAUUAUGCCAAACAGGUGACAAGGUGGUUUUGAAAGGAGUCAAAAAUAUAUUUUAAGGACUUAUCAGCCCCUCCUUUAUGAAAGGAGGUUAAUGAAUGAAUAGAUUAUGAUUUUAAUUUUUUUAAAGGACAUAUUUUUUAAAACUUUUAAAAAUGAUGUCUGUAUGUGUGGGAACAAAACUAUAAAAAAAAAUAUACAAACGGUUUAUAUCAUAAAUGCCAUUAUAAAUGGAUUUUUGGUUUUUAUCAUUUUAUUUUCAAAUGAACCCUAUUCAGUAUGUUGUGAACAUGUCUUCCCAUUUCUGCAAGGUAGUGUCUGUAACUUUUCAGGGUAAAACCUUGCCUAACAUUCAAAUUCUUUACAGAUGAAGGACAGCUUUAUCUUGAAGGCUUUGUUUUGUUUUUAAAUUGUCAAAUAUGUCUUUUUUUCAAAGCACACCAGAAAGCUACUUGCGGAAUUUUAAAUUCAAUGCACUUCAUUUCAAAACCUAUAAAAGCUAAGUCUUCUGAUCUCCGCUGCUGAGCUCACAGGGACAGGUGAAAGCAUUGGGCAAUACCACUGUUGUCUCUCCAUAUCCAAUGUCCCCAUCCUUAUGAUGCAAGGAAGAAAAACAUAACGUGAGACUGAAACAUGCAGCUCUAUUAGAUCACUGUGCCAUUAGCCCUAUGAUGGGUUUUGUAAAGAGCAAAAUUGACAAUUGUCUAGGGGCCAAUGAGAUGCACCUCUGCUAGCUAUUCAUCAAACUGUAUGUCUUGUGCAGGCUAGCAGCUAAGUACUAGCCAGGGUAUAAGACAUGGGGUUCAUGGGUAUUCUGUAACUGAUGCCAGCAUAGAUGUUAAUCCAUCCCUGCAGCAGAUAGCAAGUCAUUCAGUAUGCAUGAUAGAUGUAUGUUACUGCUGCAUGUCCUGGGUGUAAAAAGAUAUGUGGUGCACUUAUUUUAAUGAUUAGCAAGUACUAAUUAAUUUAUUGUAAUAGUCAAUAAAAUGAAUUACUUAUUUUAACCAGUUUGCUUUUAUUGGCGACCAAGUACCACUCAAAUGGGAAGACAGCAUUACCAUAUACUGAAUAAACAAUGUCAAGGUCUUAUAUGCCCAUACAUUCUAUUCCCUCCUUCCUUAUACAGCGCACAGCUGAAAAUCACCUGAUAUAACUAAUAUUGUUUCCCUUUAAAGCAGUCUAUAUAGUUCAUUUCCUCUGAGACAUUUCUAAAACAUCAACGUUAAAAUGUUGUCGACCCCUCUUUACUUUUAAAACACAGAAACAAAAGCAACAUUUUAAAGGUUUUAAGAAAACCUCUGUAUCAAACUAAAUGUAAUAUUCAUUCAUAUUUUAGACACUUUUUAAAUUCUGUCACUUUGAUUCCUGUUUUCCAGAAUACUACUAAAUUUAUUGUAACAAAAAAGUGAACUAAUUAUAGUAUUUUUUGUUAUCAAAAUGAGUUUUGCACAACCUGUGCCAGUGCCUCAAUAAGGAAGAGUGUGGUUGAACCAGAGCGGAUGUUUCCAAAUGGUUUAUGGCUUUGUGAAUUUAAGGGAUGAUAAAAAUGUUUGUUUUUUUUAGUGCUAAAUAGUUUUAUUUCAUGUUCUGACACCUUAUUGUAAUGGUUUUUCUAUAUAAAUAUAUACCUGUAUAUUAAACAUCUGGCAAAGAUGUAUAUAGAAUGUAAACUUAGAGGUUUUUUCAGUAAUAGUCAUCAUCAGUGAGCAGGAAUUAAUAAUAAGUUGAUCAGUUAAGACUUUAGAUACCAGCUGCCAUGCUGUUUCAUCUUAUUAUUUUUAUAAUAAAUAAUUUGAUAAGGGGGUUUUCUUGGAUUUAAACUACAACAUUUUGAUAACCUCUCAGAGGGGCUGCCAGACAUAAACCAGCAUGAAGUCAUGACAAUAACGCUGCAGUCACCAGUACAGCGAUCUGAGAACUGUUUCCAUAGAAAUAUACUCAUAUAAACAAUUCCCACUUCAUUCCACGUAGGGUAGGAAAUCUAAGGCUCUUUGGAGUAGUCAUUAUUAAUGUAAUCUUUGUGGGAGUUCUUUGAUGUAUAUUACUGCAGUUAACCCACUAUAUAUAUAUAUAUAUAUAUAUAUAUAUAUAUAUAUAUAUAUAUAUAUAUAUAUAUAUAUAUAAAUUGUGGGUGAUGAUCUGUAUUCACACUCAGCAAAAUCCACCAGGGAGCAGGUACCGCAAUAGGUAACCACUAAAAUUACUACACUCAAUGGAUUUGUAACAAAAAUAUAAAAUAUCACUUUAUAAAAUGUAUUUUUUUUGUUACAAGUGCAGUAAUUGUUGUGCCUCUAUUUAUCUCUCUUUAUAUAUACAGUAUAUAUAUAUAUAUACAUACACACACUUAUGUGUAUGUAUUUACUAUAUCUAAAGAGAAUACAUGUUAAACAAGACAUAACUCCUGUAGGAUUCACUUACAUUGAAAAAUGAUCUAACCUCACUUAAAGGGCAUGAAAAUAAGCAUAGAUGUUAUACUGAAGAACUUCAAUAAGAGAUAUUCAGGGUAAAUUUGCCAGGAAUCAAAACGUUCUUAAAUGUUUCUGGUGGAAUUCCAAUUGUAAAUAUAAGAAUUGAGAGUUUGAAGCACUAAAUUCCUCAACAAAACUGAAAACUUGAGGCAAAAGAGAAAAAAAAUGCCUUUUUGAGGUAGCACUAAAGAGUUGCGCAAUGACUCAAACAUUCUAUGUUCAUAGAAACAUAACUAUAUAUAUAUAUAUACGUAUAUAUAUAUAUGUCGCCGGACUUUAAACGUCCUGAAUUUGUUCCUUUUAUUCCCUUUUUAAGUCACAAAAUCAGUGACUCUAAAAAUGUUUUUGGAUAUGUAAGUGCUUUAUGUUUAAAAAAAAAAAUCAAUAUUAAUUAUUUUUUUUAGUCCUCUUGUUAUUUAUCCAAAGUUAUUUCUGUUUGUCCAUUUCUCUCAGCCUUAUGCAAUGAAUAUGCAAGAAUGCUGACAUUUGGAUAUAACGGGUCUUUAGGAGGGAAUAACCUUGUAACCUUAACUUAUUUUGGCUUUCACAAGUCAUGUUAAGAUAAUUGGCUCUGAAUGGUAAUGUAAUUAGAUGUGAGUUAGUGAGUUUCAAAAUGAAAAAAAAAAAAAAAGUGAAAAAAAAAGUACAGUGUUUUUUUAAAAUUUGUAACAUAUGAUUUUUAAUUAUCAGCCAUAUUUUUAAUUUGUAAUUAGAUUUGCAAUUGCAUCAGUCUUUUAGGACAGGAUAUAAAACACACCAGUAUAAGGACUGGUAAAGAAAUUAAAGUAUUUCUAUUUUUUUUUAAUAAAAAAAUAAAUAAAACUCUGUUUUCAUUAGAGACAAAAUAAGUUUUUAGUGAACAUUGUUGACAGAAUACAUAUUAUUGCCCUUUGUAAUAAUAUACAUUUUUUAGUUAUUAGGAAAUAUUUGGGUUUCUUUUUUAAGACCUUUAAUUACAAAUACCUCAAACAUAUAUUUCUGUUCAUCAUAUAACAACAUAAGUGGGUCAUGCAUCCAUUUCAUUUUCAUGGCUCUUAGUCAUGUGACCACUGUUUAUUGAUCACAUGAUUUAGUGAUGUUGAUGCACUAGAGAAAAGCAAGUAUUUUUCUCUCCCAUCAAUGGCCCCCUUAAGCCUCUAAUCAUAAGUUCUUAUGAAGUAAUCAGGUUCGCAGGGCACGCAGAAGGUAUAAGUAAUUGUUUAUUAGAACCACCAAAUUAAGACAGCAUUUUACUCCUGGCUCAUGGGUAGCAGAUGGAUUUCUGUCUUAAUCUCAUAACAGGCUAGAAAGCAAAAUACCCAGUUUUAUAUAAAUCCUAUACUAAAUUUAUUUAAAAAAAAAAAAAAACACAGCAGGGAUUAUACAUGCAUUUACACUUGAAUGUUCAAACUUCUUAAACCUUAAAGGGACACUGAACCCAAAUGUUUUCUUUUGUGAUUCAGAUAGAGCAUGACAUUUUAAGCAACUUUCUAAUUUACUCCUAUUAUCAAACUUUCUUCAUUCUCUUGGUAUCUUUAUUUGAAAUGCAAGAAUGUAAGUUUAGAUGCCGGCCCAUUAUUGGUGAACAACCUGGGUUGUUCUUGAUGAUUGGUGGAUAAAUUCAUCCACCAAUAAAAAGUGCUGUCCAAAGUCUGAACCAAAAAAAAGCUUAGGUGCCUUCUUUUUCAAAUAAAGAUAGCAAGAGAAUGAAGAAUAAUUGAUAAUAGAAGUAAAUUAGAACGUUGCUUAAAAUUCCAUGCUCUAUCUGAAUCACAAAAGAAAAAAAAAUGGGUUCAGUGUUCCUUUAAAUAAAAUAGAAGAUGAGCUGAAUGCUAGAAAAUGCCAGCUUAAUCUACAUGGAUAGGUCAAUGUUCUUUCUUCUUCCUGGCCUGCGAUGUAAGACUCUUUUAUACACUGAUGCUGCUGUGUGUGUAAAAUUACAGUGAGGAACUCCUUAAUAUGCACAGUCCUCAAGCUGUCACUAGGAUCAUUUGAUCUUUUAACAAAUUUUGAAAGAAAAAUUGGAUUGAUGCAGUGCAGUCUUCAUUUUUUAACGGUAUUUAUUUUGGUUUGAUUGUCCUUGGAAUGUUAUUAUUUGGUCUGGAACUUGGCAUUUUACAUUACUGCACAUCUGUUAUUUGUGUUUGCUCUUAAAGAAGUUCCUCUUAUAUCCAAGAUGUGAUCAGGAUCCUCAGAAUGUAUUUACCUUUAUAACUGGAGAAAAUUAGCUAAUGUCUCUUGCCCUUUAAGGCUGAGAAUUCAGUGUUAACCAAUUAGUAGACUUAAGACAUGCCUGUAGUUUGAAAGCAAAGAUCCUGAUAUCGUAAAUGCAGCUAGUUACACAUUUUAAAGGGACAUGAAACCCAAAUUUUUUCUUUCAUGAUUUAGAAAGAGCAUGUCAUUUUAAGCAACUUUCUAAUUUACUUCUAUUAUCUAAUUUGUUUUAUCCUCUUAAUAUUCUUUGCUGAAAAGCAUAUUUAGAUAGGCUCGGUAGCUGCUGAUUGGUUGCUGCACAUAGAAGCUUCAUGUGAUUGGCUCACCCAUGUGCAUUGCUUUUUCUUCAACUAAGGAUAACUAAAAAAUUAAGCAAAAUAAAUAAAAGAAGUAAAUUGGAUUGUUGUUUAAAUUUGUAUUAUCUAUCUGAAUCAUGAAAGAAAAUUUUUGGGUUUAGUGUCCCUUUAACUAUGUAACCAAAUUUUAAUAUUCUUUAUUGCAAAUAUGAUAACAUUUGCAUCAGUAUUGUUUAAAAGAAACAGAACAUUGUAAUUAAUAUAAGCAUAAUUAAAAGAUAAGUACUCAGAAACCCUAAAUAUAUAUAUAUAUGAAAAAAUAGUAGUUUGAUAACAUAUUUACUUCAUCUUCACAUAAAAAUAUGGUAUAUUCGUCCAUAAAUAAGCUGAUUUUUUAAUGUUCUUGGUGAUUAUGAUUAUUUUGAAUCCAGUGUAAAUAUACAAAUAUAUGAAAUCUACAAAGAGAUUACUGUUAGCUAUAAAUAUGGAAUUCAUAACAUAUUUUCAUUUACCUACUGUUAGAUUUAAGAUAGAGUUUUCUGUUCAUUAUAUAACAUUUAAUAUCUGUAGUAACUAAUGAUUUAAAAUUUGAAGGAUUGGAGCUAUUUUUUGUUGUUUUAACACACAUACACACACACAUAUAUAUAUAUAUAUAUAUAUACACACACACAAAUUCAUAUUAUUUAUGCUAUACGGUUCACACCAGAGCAUGAUAAAGUAUAGAUAACUAAAUAGUUUGCAUCAUUUACAGAAUAAGAACAAGCUUAACAUGGUAUAUAUACUCCUGCAAUGAUAGAUUCAUUGUUACAUAAUUAUUUUAAGUUCUUGUUGCAAUGGCAACAAAACCACAACAUGGCUACCUUUUUUAUAAAUUUUAUAAAUAAAUGAAGUGAUGUGUAUCAGUAAGAGUUUGAUAACGGUACAAUUUAAUACUGCUAAACAGAGAUAUCAGUGAGUAUGUUUAGACCCCCAAGCACCACAUAAAAAGAUGCUUUCACUAAAGACACUAUACAAUUUUAGGCUACAAAUUGCCAAUGGGAAUUUUCAGCCAGAUCAACCAAUGUUUUGUGAUAUAGGGAACAAAACACUCCAUUUAUUUAUUUACACAUUUAAAGGAAGCUUGCGCUGCAAACAUUUUCUGUCAGCCAAGAUGUAGAAUUAAAAAUUAAACUUUGAUGAUUCAGGUAGAGCAUGAAGUUUUAAACAAUUUUCCAGUAUACUUCUAUUAUCUAAUUUGCUUUGUUCCUUUGUUGAAAAAGCAUACUUAGGAGCACCAAUGCACUGAUGGGAACUGGUUGAUGGCUACACUUAUAUGCUUCUUAUCAUUGGCUCACCAGAUGUGUACAGCUAGCUCCCAGUAGUGCAUUGCUACACCUUUAACAAAGGAUGCCAAGAGAAUGAAGCAAAUGUGAUAAAAGGAAAGUUGUUCAGAAUUGUAUGCUCUACCUAAACAUGAAAGAAAGACUUUGAGUUUCAUGUCCUUUUAAAAGAGUGUGGGGACGAUUUAUCAUGUGUUUGACAGACAUCAUGUCCACCAGACAUCGAUAAAUGCUGACAGCAUACAUCAUUGCACAAGCAUUCCUUGUGAAAUGCUUGUGCAAUGCCGCAACCUGCAGAUUCGCGGCCAAUCUAAUGUUAAUCCACCCGAUUGUAUGCGAUUGGGCGGAUUGCUGUCCACCGCCUCAGAGGUGGCAGACGAGUUAAGGAGCAGCGAACCUGUUACCGGCGAGCCUAAAGGCUUGUGCGCAAACAUAUGUAUUUGGCUCAAUACGGGGGGGGGGGAGGGGGAAUAAAUCGCCCCCUAUGUAUUUAAUAUGACAACAGGUUUGUUUUUUUCUUUUGCAUGACAAAGUGUUCUGUUUGUAAUCCUUCACCGUGAGAAUUGCACUCUGUUUCUUUGUAAAUGCCGUGGUUGAUUUAACAGAACUAUGAACAGUCGAAUUAAAGGAGAAGAUAGAUGUGUAUGUUGUUUUAUGAAAGGAAUGUGUAAUAAGACUUCAGCUAAUUUGUUUUUGUGAGUAAAAAAAAACUAAAACAUUUCAACACCUUUAACCCAUUCCAGUCGGUACUUAUUUGUUACAUCGGAAAGUUCUGAUGUAAACAAAUGAGUAAAAAAUUGAAAUCACGCGAUCGUGUGAUUUUAAAGAUUUGAUCGGGUUAGGGGGGAGUUCCUAUUACGCUAGGCUUGCCCUCCAGCCCAGUUAGAAGCCAUUACUGCUUAAGUACAGCAGAACAGCUAGGACAUUCCAUGCCGUCCUAACGGCGCUAAAGCCCAGCAUGGUUAGGAUGGCAUGGAACGUCCUAACAGUGGGAGGGGGUUAAAACAUACUCUGUUAAAAAUAUAAUAUAUCAUUUGUUAGCCCCAUGUAUAACACUUUUAUGUAAAGCAUCAAUAUAAUUUUAUAUAUAUAUAUAUUUGUAAUCUAUGACUUUUAUGCAAUUAUAGUGAUUUUUUUCUUUUAAUAUUUUUAACAUUUCCAUGCUGUUUUUCGUAUAAAUUUGGUGGACAGUAACAAUGAACCAAGAAACAAACACCUUAAAAUAUUUCAAUAUGUUUAGAUUACAAAUUAGCUACACACAUUUUUUUGGAGGAAUUUGCAACAUUCAGUUGAUAAAUGUUGCUUUCUAUUAGUUAAAUAAUAACCAUGCACUCGUAUGCUAAAGUAAGUAUUGUUCCCAACUGUUUAAUUGCUUAUAUAAUGCAGCAUGUUUUUUAAGAGGAUUACUGUAUAAACAGUUAAAACAAGUUAGGUGGUUAAAAGUAUAAAAAUGAGGUAGAAAGAUGUCAACAGAGGUUAACACGGAAUAGAAUCAGAGGAAGAAAAUAAUUAUUUAAAGGGACACCAUUUAUUGUUUCACAUAAAAGAGGGAAUUUAGAAAAAGUAUUCUGCACAAGUUUUAAUACUAGUGUGGGCUUGUUAAUGUCCAUCAAUAGAACCGUCAGCCAGUGAAGAAUCUUUUCCUAGGGAUGGAUUCUUUAAGAACAGGCACUUGUUAUUAGUUUAACCCUUUAAGGACACAGCUUUCAGUUUGCUCAAUUGUUUUAUGACGGAAAAAUUCCGUCAUAUGUCCUUAAGAGGUUAAUUACCAAUUUAAACAAAAAUAAUAGGAGAUGGGAAUAAUUUGCAAGAAUGCAAAAUUAUAAGGACCUGGCAUGUGUGUGAGGCAAUGGCAUCUUUGGCACUUUUAAGCAAUGAAUUGAAGCCAUUUUUGCUUUUUUGGGUGGCCUUUAAAUUAAACUAAGUAAAGAACAGGAAGCAAGAAUGUGUGUGAAUAACAUAGAAAGAACAGUUGAAGAAAAAGUAGCAAAAUGCACCACACAGGAUCACUACAAAGUAGUACAGUAUAGCCACUUUGUAAACAUUAACAAAACGUGGACAAUUACAGCAUAAGAAAUGUUAAAUAAACAGAGACACAGAUUUCAAAUAUGCAGUUUAAAGAGAUAUGAUAUGACAGAGCAUACCAUUUUUUUAAAAGGUUUUCGAUUUACUUCUAUUAUCAAAUUUGCUCUUGCAAAACUGCUGCCAUAUAGUUCUCCAGAAAUGGGCCGGCCCAUAAUGGAAGUAAAUAAGAAACAUGUUUAAAAUCACAUGCUUUAUCUGAAUCAUGAAAGAAAAAUGUUGUUUUUCAUAUUCUUUUAAAGGAUUAUGAAACCCAAUUUUCUUUCAUGAUUCAGAGAGAGCAUGCAAUUUUUAACAACUUUCUAAUUUACUUAUGGGGGCCAAUUUAUGAAGCAGUCAAUGCUGCUUAUUCUGCACGAGCCUCGGAAAUGUAUGUUAAGAAGCUGCUCAUUAACUCGUCCGCCACCUCUGAGGUGGAGGACAGCAAUCAUCCCAAUCGGAUAUGAUCGGGAUGAUUGACACCCUCUGCUAGCGGCCGAUUGGCCGCGAAUGUGCAGGGAGCGUAAUUGCACAAGCAUUUCACUAGAAAUGCUUGUGCAAUGAUAAAUGCUGACAGUGUAUGCUGUCGAUAUUUAGCGAUGUCGGGCGGACAUGAUCCACUACAGCAGAUCAUGUCCGUCCAACAUUUAAUAAAUCAGCCCCAUAGUGUAAAAAAGCAGGGACAUAAGCUUAAAGGGACACUCAGGUUAAAUUAAAUUUUCAUGAUUGAGAUACAGCAUGUAAUUUUAAACAAUUUUCCAAUUUACUUCCAUUAAAAAAAAUGUGCACAGUCCUUUAUAUUUACAAUUUUUGAGUCACCAGAUCCUACUGAGCAUGUGCAAGAAUUCACAGACUAUACGUAUAUGCAUUUGUGAUUGGCUGAUUGCUAUCACAUGGUACAAGGGGAGUGGAAAUAUACAUAACUUUGAAAUUUGUUAUAAAAAAAUCUACUCAUUUAAAGUUCAGACUAAGUGCUAUUUCAUUGUCUUGUUAUCUUGCAUUUGUUGAUUAUGCAAAUCUAAUGUGUUGACUGGUCCUUUAAGAGCCGGCCUAUUUCUUGAGCACUAUACUGCAGCAGUUUUGCAAGAGCACUAGAUGGCAGCACUAUUUUCUGCUAUCUAGUGCUCCAGAUGCCUACCUAGGUAUAGCUUAAACAAAGAAUACUAUAGGAACAAAGAAAAAUGAACAAAAGAAGCACAUUGCUCUGUCUGACUCACAAAACAUUUUUUUGGGGUUUCAUAUCUCUUUAAAAAAUAAGUUGUAUUGAUGCUAUUACUCUAUCUGCUUAUGCUCACUGACAACUCAAAUUCUAAACAAUGAUAUAGCCUUCAGCUUUAGUGAAAGACUUUGUAUACAGAGUUAGUAAUAAAAUUGCUGUGAGUUUACAGAGAGAAUCAUUUAGUGAAUACCACGACAUUCACCUCACAGAUCACACUUUAAGCAAUCUAGGCCUUUGCUGCACCAUCUGAUAAUAAAACAAUAGAGCACAUGGAGGCCGACUAUUACUCUAGAUGUUAAGAAAGGAGUUUCGGGUUGCCAGAAAUGAUCAUGUUUGUGUUUUGUAUUUAUUUGAUUGAGCUGUCUGAAGAUGAAGAUGUUCUUCAGCAUAAAUAAGGGUCUUAAAGUCCGGUUUUUUUUUUAAGCUUGUAAAAAUAAAAUGUUGUGUGAUUAAGGUUAUUCCACAGAUAUUUUAUGAAUGGGGGGAAAAAAAUGCAAAUGUAUAACUUUUCACAUGCCUUAAUUUCAUUUCAUAUUCAUUAUCAUUAAACAAUUCACUUAUUCAGACUAAAAAUCAGCUCCCUGUCUGCAAUAUAAGAACGUAAAUAAAAUAAACUGCUGGGAUAUUUUAAUACUAAUUUAUAAAAGCAAAGUAUGUAAAACAAAUGAUGUGUUUCAUGUUUAGAACCCCCCUUGCCUUUGAAACUACACAUUGCAAUGUAAAGCAGUGACGUAUAAAUGGCACAUGAUUGAUAUUCUGUCAUUCAUUUGACAGAACUGACAAUACAUAUUGGCAGUGUGAGCAGUGCUGGUUUACAAGAAUAAGGUUUUAGUGGAAAACUAUAGAUACUCAGUAUAAUUAUAAAAUGCUGCAUGUUAUUUUUUCGGGGGAGGGGAUAGUUUUUUUCUUCUUUUCCCUGUACAUGAAAUGGUGCUUCAACAGUGUUGAAGAUGCAAAUAUGCUGCAAAUGAAACUGAUUCAGUUAGUGUACGAUUGUGUGAGACACACCUUUUUUGCACUUAUGUACAUAGUCCAUGAAAAAUUUAAAAAAAAAAAUGUUGGAAAAUAUUUUGAAUAUAAAAGUCCAUAAAAAAAAAACACAGGGAAAGUUUGUAAAAGAGAUAGGUAUUACUGAGGCGUUGAAAAGAAGGCAUUUUGCUAUUAAAAAAAAAAAAAUAAUAUCUGAAAGCAUGAUGUUGCUUUGCCAUUGCAAAAAGCUUUGUAGCUUGCCAUAGUUUAAUAUGCAGCAUCUGAUACACAGAACACGUUUAAUAGGGACCACUGAAGAUGUUUUCCUUUUCAGCUGCAUAAAAAGGUUUGGGUUUCUUUACUCAAGAGAUGCUGUUCAUUGUACUACUAUGUAGCUAUAUAUAAUGAGUUCAGUAUAACACAGGUUUCUCUUGAAAUAAAUGUCUGAUUUUUAAUAUCAAUUUAACCCUCUCAGAGUCAAAUUGUUAAAAUGAGAUUAAACACCAAUUUUGUGAGGAAUUGUGCUUGACUCACAAUCCCUAGAGAGGCCAAAAACCUAUAACCCGCAAAUGUUGCAUAUCAAAUGGCUGGCAUAGGCAAUUUGCAGCAUUUAGAAAACCUGUUACAGAUUUUGCUUUUUGGCCUCCCUAAGGAGUUUCAGACUAAGGACAUUUAAGUGUUUAGUAGCCCUAUCAUAUAAUCAUCUGACAAAUCCAUAGAUGAGAGACCACUCUAGAAAUCAUGACAAAGGUCACACAACUAUAAGCUAUGUAUACAGGGCCCUUCUGUUUAUGUGGCAUUUUGUCAAGUUUUCUGGAGAUAGCUUUUCCUAGUUCUUGUAUGUCUGAGAUUUUGUUUUUAUGGCAGUCACUGUCAAUAGUUCAUCGGACAAGUAAACUUAUAAUGCGCUGACAUACAUUAAAAAGGAAAAGUGCAUAGGUUUGUUCUACUGAUCAUUUAAUUACUACAUAGUCUUCCAAUACUGGAUUCAACAUCUCUUUAUGGGAGGCAUCUUCAGUGCAAUUUAUGAACCAUAGAUGUCUGGAGAUCACUAGCAAAUAAUUUAAGUCCUUUGCUAACAGAAGGAUUUUGUCUGUUACUUGCGAAAAUCUGUCAGUUAUCUUUUUUUUACUUUUUAUUAAAUUUAUAGUAAUUAAAGUUGUUUUCAGUCACAUAAGUGUCCUUGGCUCCAUGGCUGAUUUAGUUUGGCACCUAGAUUAAGGAUUUAGAGUAAUAUAAAUUAUUGUCCAAAUAUAAAACUCAUCUGAAUCCAUUUGGGCAAAUUACUAUAAUGUGAAGUUAAAAAUACCUCGAACAUAAAUCCACUUGAAAGGGGAUGGCUUCCAUUUUAUGCAUUUAUAGUGUGUAUUUACCACUUUUAAUAAUACUAGCAGGGACAUAUUACACAACAUGGAUUAUUUUUCAAAACCUCUGCCAUCUUUGUGUUAAAAUCACAUAAAUAGUGUCAGGGAUUCUCAAUGUAGGUGUUCGGACAUUCUGGGGUGUCACAAAAAAAAAAAGAUUGCUUUGAGCAUAAAUUUAGUCUCAAAAAGUCUUUAGUGACACACACUGUGUAAGAUUAUUUAUACAUACUUUCUUAGCUCAAAAUAUUUUCAUCUUCAUUUAUGAAAUCUAAACACUAAAUUAGAAUUGUCACACAAAAAUUAAAAUGGAGCAAAGCAUGCGUCAGACUAAAAUAGCUUAGGAACUACUGGGUUACACAAUAAUAUUCCAUGUGCACGAAGUUCAAUGUAAACCUUUGUACUUUUAAUUUACUCUUAAAGUUCUGAAUUGCAUGAUUUAGGUUUCAAAACCAAUGUUAUUUUAUUGAAACUAUACAUUAACUGACUUGCAAGAGAACAGACAUUUUCCUUAGGGGAACAUUUUUUUCUUAGAGAUAUGUUUCAGAAGUAAUUUGUAAUUUUCACAACACAUGACAAUCAUUUUGCACUAACAUUACUGAUACAGACAAUGAUUUGCUAGUGAUCUUCAACCUCUUGCUUUUCAUAGAUGUCUAUCUGUUUUAUGGAACUCACAGGAAACAAAAUGUAUGUCAAAACUAAAGCUUCAAUGUAUUUGUUUUUCUUGUUUUUGCCACACACACACAAUGGAAAGAAGUAACCUGAUAAAAUUUACAAGGUUCCAGUUCAAAUCUACUGUACACAGACGCUCUACGAUAGUGAUGGGAGCCAAACGAUUUUGUUGCCAUGAUUCUUAAAUCCUAGCAGAUGAGGGGAUGACUGAACCAUCAGAUGCACGUCAAGGCUUACGUUUGUAGAAUAUUUAGUCAUCAACAUUUUGUAACAAGUUAUAUGCGAUUGUGAAAACCAACAUCAAUGUUAGCAAGUCAUUAAAAUUGCAUAACUGGGGAACAUAACUCUAAGAAGGUGUAGGGGUUAAUCAUGUUAUAAUGUUGACACAAGCUCAGUAACUUACAGUUGAUAAGAAACGAGAAUAGUUUGGCAUAUCCAGUUUGCCCUAAACCCAGAAAAAAAAUGUUACUUAAUAAAUAGAUUUGCAUGUUUGACAAAUAAUUCUCACAAUUGUUAUAAGCAUUAAAUAUAGUAUAUGAUUUUUUUAAAGAGGUGAUUUAGACUUAUGCAGAUAAUGCUCAGCAGAUUGACAAAUCGGGCUAGCACUUGUAGAGAUUGUACUGGUAGAAAGAUUGACAAAUCGUGCUAGCACUUGUAGAGAUUGUACUGGUAGAAAGAUUGACAAAUCGUGCUAGCACUUGUAGAGAUUGUACUGGUAGGAAGAUUGACAAAUCGUGCUAGCACUUGUAGAGAUUGUACUGGUAGAAAGAUUGACAAAUCGUGCUAGCACUUGUAGAGAUUGUACUGGUAGAAAGAUUGACAAAUCGUGCUAGCACUUGUAGAGAUUGUACUGGUAGGAAGAUUGACAAAUCGUGCUAGCACUUGUAGAAAUUGUACUGGUAGGAAGAUUGACAAAUCGUGCUAGCACUUGCAGAAAUUGUACUGGUAGGAAGAUUGACAAAUCGUGCUAGCACUUGUAGAGAUUGUACUGGUAGAAAGAUUGACAAAUCGUGCUAGCACUUGCAGAAAUUGUACUGGUAGGAAGAUUGACAAAUCGUGCUAGCACUUGUAGAGAUUGUACUGGUAGGAAGAUUGACAAAUCGUGCUAGCACUUGUAGAGAUUGUACUGGUAGGAAGAUUGACAAAUCGUGCUAGCACUUGCAGAGAUUGUACUGGUAGGAAGAUUGACAAAUCGUGCUAGCACUUGUAGAGAUUGUACUGGUAGGAAGAUUGACAAAUCGUGCUAGCACUUGUAGAGAUUGUACUGGUAGGAAGAUUGACAAAUCGUGCUAGCACUUGUAGAGAUUGUACUGGUAGGAAGAUUGACAAAUCGUGCUAGCACUUGUAGAGAUUGUACUGGUAGGAAGAUUGACAAAUCGUGCUAGCACUUGCAGAGAUUGUACUGGUAGGAAGAUUGACAAAUCGUGCUAGCACUUGUAGAGAUUGUACUGGUAGGAUGAUUGACAAAUCGUGCUAGCACUUGCAGAGAUUGUACUGGUAGGAAGAUUGACAAAUCGUGCUAGCACUUGUAGAGAUUGUACUGGUAGGAAGAUUGAUAAAUCGUGCUAGCACUUGCAGAGAUUGUACUGGUAGAAAGAUUGACAAAUUGUGCUAGCACUUGCAGAGAUUGUACUGGUUUGUGAGCUGUCUCCCCUAUGUAUAUGUCUACUGUCUAUGUAAUUCCUAUCUGUGUCCCUGUUUCUCUCACCCCCUUAAUGCUCAAGUCUGCACCCAGAUGACUCAAUCUCUAUCCAAUAAUUGUUUGAAACCACUCUUGGGCCAAGUAGACUUCCCAUAUAGAGAUAAAAACAUUUUAGAGGAGACGUGUGUGUAAAUCUGUGUUCCCUGCCCUUGUACGUGUCUCAUUGAACAGCUACCAGAAAAACCUUGAUAUUACUUUGUAAAUUACUGUUCUCAUAUAAUCUGUAGGAAUUCUAUAAAUUGAUAAUAUUUUAUACAUAACUGUUAAUGAACGCAUGUGGUAGAGCCUAACAUAUUAACAACAAUAAAUAAAUAAAAAAUGUUAUUGGGUAACAAAAGGGCAGCACUCGAUAUGCCAAAUCAUUCUUUUCUAUGUGUUCACUGCUAGAGGCACACAGAAAUGCGUAUCUCCAGCAGUAAUGGAAUGUGCACGCAUUUUGUAACACAGUCCAAAAUAAAAGCUCUAUAUGUAAUGGGCAUGCUGAGUAAUUAAGACAAGGUUAGGGUUCAGUAUUAAUUGUAACCAUUCCCUCAUCUGCUACUGACAUGGUGUAAGCUUCUGAAUUUCUUUUUUUUGUUUUGCCAGAUUAUAUCGCUAUAGUGCUUGUAUGUGCUUUAGAAAUGUGCAUAAUGCUACUCAUUUUAGUAUGUUACUUCUAUAUUGUUGUUUAUUUUUUGAUCUUUUAAUAAAGUAUAUAAAUUCUUGGUUA